Molecule: messenger RNA, 1293 nt
Organism: Clupea harengus (Atlantic herring)
Lineage: Eukaryota; Metazoa; Chordata; Actinopteri; Clupeiformes; Clupeidae
Product: serpin peptidase inhibitor, clade E (nexin, plasminogen activator inhibitor type 1), member 3
Exons: 8
Coding region: 17-1225 (402 amino acids)
Biological process (GO): negative regulation of endopeptidase activity
Molecular function (GO): serine-type endopeptidase inhibitor activity
Source: RefSeq, a predicted model, not a curated record
UUGUGGCUUACAGUAUAUGACCUUUCACCUCAGGAGUUUGAAUAUGCGGCGCCUGCUGAUGACAUCACUCCUCCUCUGCCUGCGCCUGCUGGCGAGUAGCCAUGGCGACAGUAACCUGGGAGACAGGGAGUUUGCACUGAGGCUGUAUGCGUCGCUACGGGAGACAGAGAACUCGUCCAAUCUCCUCGUGUCUCCGGCGAGCGUCAGUCUGGGACUCCGCCUACUCAUGAUGGGUGCCCGUGGCAACACCCUCACACAACUGCAAAGCCUGCUGGGAUACCACACCAACAAUCCUCAGCUGCCUGAGUUCCUGUCUCAGCCCCAGGGGACUCUGGGUAAUUCCAGCCAGGGGGUGGAGCUUCAGCUGUCCAGUACGCUAUUGGUCCAGAGCGGGCUGCAGCUCCGGCCAGAGUUUACCCAGCAUGCACUGGGCUGGGGAAACGGCAGUCUGCUCCGCCUCAACUUCAGCCAGGCCAAUCACAGCCAGGGCGAUCACUAUGGCAGCGGUGCUGAUGCAGUGCGCUGGCUGGAGGGGUCGGCAGGAGGACCGGGUCCUGUUGCCCUGGUGACAGCGUUGACAUUCCGGGGUGUGUGGCAGAAGCAGUUCCUGUCCAGCGACACACACACACUCCCCUUCAGCCUCCCCGACGGCACACACACCAAAGUGCCCAUGAUGUACCAGGCCACGGAGGUCAACUUCGGUCAGUUCCGUAUGAGUUCUGAUCAGCGGUACACGGUGUUGGAGUUGCCAUACCAUGGCCACGCCCUCAGCCUCAUGUUGGCGUUGCCUAGCGACCGCAAGACGCCGCUAUGGCAACUGGAGGCGGAGCUGUCAGCCCACGCUCUGGAAUCAUGGGAAAGUAGCCUUCGGCGCACCAAGAUGGAUGUGUUUCUGCCCAGGUUUCGGUUCCUCGGCCGUUUGGAUCUGAGGUUGGUGUUGACAUCGUUGGGAAUCUCUGAUGCAUUUGACCCAACAACUGCAGACUUCAGGGGCAUGUCAGAUGAAGAGGGGUUGUAUGUAUCAGAGGUGCUGCAUCAGGCUACCAUGGAGGUGACAGAGGAUGGAACCAAGGCAGCAGCAGCCACAGCUAUGAUGUUGCUGAAGCGGUCUCGUGCUCCUGUGUUUAAAGCUGACCGACCCUUCAUCUUCCUCUUACGCCACCUCAACACAGGAUCCAUCCUCUUCAUGGGUCGAGUCUUAAAUCCAGCAGAGCAAGCACUAUGAACUACACACACACACACACACACACACACACUACACACUACAUACACACACUACACACCUACACACAC